AUGAAACACAACUGCAAGAUUAACGCAAGAUUUGAUGAUUUGUUUUUCAGUUUGAUUGAUGGACUUGGAAAGGCGGGAAGGGUGGAUGAAGCUGAGAAGGUGUUUGAUGAAAUGGCUGAGAAGGGGUGUCUGCCGGAUUCAUAUUGCUACAAUGCGCUCAUCGAUGGACUUUGGAUGCUGCAGAAUCCUGAGUACCGUCAACGACUUGAAGAAAUGCUAAACAACAUGGGUGGAGGCACUGAAUGGGACAGUCGAAUGAUGGACACCUUAAAGAAUUUCGACCUUAAUAGUCCUGCUGUUAAACAACAAUUUGAUCAAAUUGGGCAGAAACUAGGGGAAGGUGUGAAAGGGGUGUAUAUCUCGAUAGACAUGGAUUGUCUUGAUCCUGCAUUUGCUCCGGGAGUGUCUCAUAUUGAACCGGGAGGUCUUUCUUUCCGCGAUGUUCUUAACAUCCUACACAAUCUUCAAGGUGAUGUUGUUGCUGGAGACGUCGUUGAACUCAACCCACAACGCGAUACUGUUGAUGGAAUGACUGCUAUGGUAGCUGCUAAGUUGGUCAGAGAAAUGGCUGCAAAGAUUGCAAAAUGA
Molecule: messenger RNA, 588 nt
Organism: Vicia faba (fava bean)
Lineage: Eukaryota; Viridiplantae; Streptophyta; Magnoliopsida; Fabales; Fabaceae
Source: the annotation of a GenBank genome assembly